CAAAAAUGAUGUUAACCAAACCAAAGAUGGCACUUAUGAUAUGUUUUGGCUGGACAGUUGUAGCAAUCAAUAGCUCGAUACCACUGUAUGGUGUGAACAGCUUUACAAACUCAUCUACAGAGUGUGCUCAUAAUGUAGUCUGGCCUGAGGCCUAUCAAAUGUACAAUGAUUGGCUACUUACCACUGCUUUAAUUGUGAAUUUUGUAUUUUAUAUGAUAGUGGUGCGUAUUGCUGUUAAAAAGGCACGUAGAAGGAAUUACAUUGGGGGUAAUAAACAUUUCAAUAUCCAUGCAAAAGCUAAAACAGACUUACAGCACAUGGUCACUAUGGUAAUUGUCCUCGGAACAUUCGUGCUAUGUUGGUUACCCUAUGUUACACUUAUUUUCAUGGUCACAUUUUGGGACACGCCUAAUUUUCAAUUUGUGAAAAGAUGUACACUGAUAAUCGGUCUGUUAAAUUCAGCAAUGAACUGGCUUAUCUAUGGAUACAGAAACAAAGAAUUCAGAAAAGCAUUCAAGAGUACAUUGAAAUGUAAAUUCUGUUACAAGGAUGACAACCGAUUACCUCCGUCAGCAGCAACCAGCUAUAGAGCUAGCAGUGUGGAAUUUUGAAUUUUACAAAAGGUAGACAGUCUGUCUAAAAAGAUAUUUAUUUAAGUACAUCAAAUUUCACAAACUGAAGGAGAUGGUAAUAUACCAUUUCUUGCAAGAGAGGGAACGUUUUGAGUUGAAGGAAUAGUAGUUAUCUCUAAAUCGUAAUAAAAUUUGAGGCAAUAUAUCUAUCUUUUUCAUUGAUGCAAAUUAUUUAUUCCACCAUAUAUAUGUUUCGUAUUUAUUUAAUAAUAUGUAUUAAUCUGCCGUAAGAUUUUUGUUUUAAAUGUAUGAUUGUUUUUGUAUUGUUUUUUUGGGUUUUUUUUUGUUUUUGUUUGGUUUAACGUUGCACCAUCACAAUUAUUGGUCAUAUGGCAACUUUCUAGCUUAGACCACAAGUGCCACUCCAUGCAUUAUUUCAUCCGACCUUCUGUAAGCCAGCUAGAUGGCUUCCUCACAUGAAGAAUUAAACGCCCCGAGUGAGGCUCGAACAAAUGUAUGAUUGUACCUAUUUAUAAGAAUGGU
Messenger RNA from Mercenaria mercenaria, 1115 nucleotides. Its product is annotated as lysophosphatidic acid receptor 3-like. The transcript has a single exon. Gene Ontology annotation, molecular function: G protein-coupled receptor activity. Lineage: Eukaryota; Metazoa; Mollusca; Bivalvia; Venerida; Veneridae. Bases 6 to 611 code for a protein of 201 amino acids. Gene Ontology annotation, biological process: G protein-coupled receptor signaling pathway. Gene Ontology annotation, cellular component: membrane. The record is from RefSeq and is a predicted model, not a curated record.